UGGCCUCAGCUUUCCUCUAACCUCCCUCCCCUUCAGAUCUUCUCUCAUUUACUCAGAAACACGCGACCGAACGCUCGACUUUCUACAGUGGAACUAUAAACCAAAGGGGGGGGGAGGACACCGACUGACCUGAGUGCAGCCGGACAAGUUGAGGUGGAUGAGAUUUCGGCAGCCCUUUUCUCUGGUGAGCUCUCCUUCCUUAAAGACAUUCCCUCCAGAGCUCAGGAUGCGAGCGACCUCCUCUCUCCUCAUCGGCUCCCUGCUCCUCCUCCUGCUGGCGUCCGUUGAGAUGAGACCCGGGAAGGACAAAGGACUGACCCCUAAACCCACAUGGGACAGGAUGAGAGGCAUCAGGCGUCACAGCAGGUCGGGCCCCUCCAGGCCGGCGGCAGGUGACUGCUCGGAGUUGACAGAAUCUGGAGACCUUUUCAUAGACUGUCAGGACCGACGCCUCACCUCCAUUCCCACUUCACAGACCUGGUCCAAAAAACCAAAGCACCUCCUUCUUGCCCGUAAUAAGAUCAAAGUCCUCCGUGAAGAUGCCUUCUCUGGAUUCGAGAGUUUAACCAGUCUGGACCUGCAGCAGAAUCAGAUCUCCUUGGUGGUGGAAGGGGCCUUCCAGGGGCUGACCCGCCUUAAAACCCUGCUGCUGCAGCAUAACCGCCUGGCAACACUUAGCGAGGAGGCCCUCAUCCCCAUGCCGAACCUCCGCUACCUGCGUCUACACGACAAUCCCUGGAGCUGUGUCUGCACGAUGGACAGUCUCGUACGCACCCUUCAGGUCCCAAGCAACCGAAAUCUAGGAAAUCAUGCCAGGUGUGCAGGGCCCACCUGGCUGAAAGGCAUGAAGUUGAAGCAGAUCGACCCCAAGCUACUCUGUGUGGAGGCCUUCCCAGGUGGCCCCCAUCCGGACAACCAAACAGAUCCCAUGAAGCCUCUGGAGCCCAGUCCCAUUCGCACAAAACCAGACGCAACCGCAUCCUGCCAUACUUAUCUUUUCCCCCAAAUACGGAUGGACUGCAGUAAACGAGGUCUAACUGAGGUGCCUACAGGUAUUCCAGAGGACGUUGUUCAUAUGGAUCUGUCCCAUAAUUCCAUACGUCACCUGAAAGCCAGAAACUUCCAAGGAGCCCGGGCCCUUAGAACCCUCAACAUCAGUCAUAAUAACCUGGAGCACAUUGACAAAGCUUCCCUGUUUGGGCUCCUGCAUCUACUUGAGCUGGACCUGUCCAACAACAGCCUUCAUUUCGUCCACUAUGGAGUUCUUGAGGACCUUUACUUCCUGUCACAGCUAAAACUGGCAGAUAAUCCCUGGGUGUGUAACUAUAGCAUCCACUACAUGGUGUACUGGCUACAACUGCACUCAAAAGUGAGACACUCUGGCCUCUGGUGUCAAUCUCCCCCCGAACACACGGGGCAGAGUGUAGCAGAGUAUGUGUAUUCCUACAACAAGGAGUGUCCAAAGGACAGACAGCACAGCCCGUCAGAUCCAGACCAAACAGACCCUGAGCUGUGGAACACACCAAUGGAAGCGCAGGGGGAGCUGGAGGAGCUGGAGCCGGGCCACUUGAGGGGGCCACAGAAGUACCAGAUCUUCAGGCUGUCCUGAAUCAAGUCAAACGCUGUCCUCUAAUUUCACCUCUUUGUUUUCUGUUCAUUUUUCUCCUUUCACUAUCAUAACACUGUCUGUAUCAGAUGGAAAAACAACCUUUUUCUGUCUUUUAAAUCUGAAUAUAAAAGUUGACAAUUUAAAGGCUAUAAAUAU
Molecule: messenger RNA, 1765 nt
Organism: Pungitius pungitius (ninespine stickleback)
Lineage: Eukaryota; Metazoa; Chordata; Actinopteri; Perciformes; Gasterosteidae
Product: leucine-rich repeat-containing protein 17-like
Exons: 7
Coding region: 158-1609 (483 amino acids)
Molecular function (GO): protein binding
Source: RefSeq, a predicted model, not a curated record